GGUUCUGAGUACUAUUUCUGAAUAACAUCAAAAGCGUCUCACCAGUUGUAUCACAAUGAAGACUGCAAGUGAUUUGCGAGGGGUUCUUCUUGCAAUGGCUCUGAUCAUUGGGUCAAUCAAUGUAAUUGAUUCGAACGACUCAGAAAGUAUCAGAUCUGUGCAUGCAUCCAUUACGGAGAAAGUCUGCGAGAAGAUUUCAGAUUUGUCAAAAUGUGAAAAAAUUGCAGUAGGUGAACAUCAAGAAUUCAUUGCUUUGAAAACGGACAGACAAGAUUUUACGCACGGAAAAACUGUCAAAGACUGGUGCUUUCAGUGUGACCCACGAGGACUGAUGGUCCUGUACUGCCCAGUGGUCAGUCUGGGAAACGACGAAUGCGACGAAGCAGCUCUCUGGGUGGAAGGAAAAUCGCGUUAUUGUGGCACAGAAGAAGUUGUGGAGAUAGAUAAGAAUUGCAUCUCAGCAGUGCUGGAGGUGAAUAACAGCUAUGUGGCGACUGCGAUGCAUUCGCCGUAUCUCCAUUGCACCGCUACUUGCAUCAAAUCAAUGGCGUACAUGCAUACUGCUUUGCAUGUACCAGACGAGGGACUAAAAAAUAGUAUAAAUUCAAAUUCGACGAGUACAUCCGAAGAAGAAGACGAAGAAGAAGCCGACUUUGAAAAUUUGGAAGACAACGAGGUCACUACGUCUAUGGGCCCACUGGACGAGAUGUCAAAAGAGCAAACUACGGAGCCCGUGCUGCUGACAAAAGGUGAAAUAAGGGACUCCGACCCACCCCAGCAGACCUCAGCAGAGAUGAAUGGUUAUUUGACCUCACAAGAAGGCCCGCAUGUCGAGGAGACUUCGCUGAUAACUACCACAGAACCAGCCUCUGAUUCUGCUGAAGACAAUGAUUUAGACCUCGCAACAACAACGACAGCCUCAAGGAAUGAUCCCUGGCCCCAGGUUACUGAGGGUGACCCAACAACUUCCAACACCCACGCGUCAACGAUGGCCAACGACAGGGAAAAUCCCUCGAGUUUUGACGAAGAAAGUCACGAGCAGAGCCGAGAAUCAACGAUCGAAAUUGAUAAUCGAAAUCACGAUUCGGAGAGUCAGUCAUCCGCAAGCACAGCUACUGCUAGAGCUGAAUAUAUUGGAGAAUCCAUCGACAUUUUGGCGAGCGAAAAGCAGGAGGGAUUUGCGGAAAAGGAAGAUAACAGGAUUUCUAACACGGUUGACCCAUGUGAAGAUACAUCAUUUUCUGAGAACCAUUUGCAACAGACCAUUGCAAAAGUUUCCGGUGGUUCUGGAUCUCCAGAAACGGAAACUUCAUUCCUUGACUUCUCACGUUCGGAAAAGGAAUCUUUGGAUUUAACAACUGAUCAACCAACGGAUCGCAGCUUUCAACCCAUCAGUGACCUGGAAGUGGAAGAAAUCCGAACAACUGACUUUAAACCCGGGGGAAAUUUUUUCAAACCCCCACCAAGAAUUGGGUCUGCAUCACUUUUGAAAAAUACUGGACAGAAUUCUAAAUCCUCAACUGAACCAAAAUCGACCACGAGAAGACCCGCAGGGGACAAUGCCAACAAAAUUCGUGACUCGUCAUGGGAAAUUCCGAAAAAUUUAAUUAAACAAAUCUUGGAGAAAUUAAUCAGAACUUCGAUUGACUCAAAGCUUCACACGGAAACUAAAACUUCUGAACAAACAAGGCAGACAGAAGAAAAAGAAAGCACCAACUUUGGAAGAAGAACUACUGAUCGUCUCAGACUUCUUGAAGACAAGGAUUCUUCAUCCAAUGAAGAUAACGAAAGCGAGAAAACGACAGAGGCUUCAUGGACGAAUAGUCACACUCAUCGUGAACACACGACUACAAUUCUGAGAAAAGAAUUAUGGCAAGAUAUUGAACAAGAGCCUUCGAUAACCAUCAGUCGAGAUUCCGGGUCAGCAGAGUAUAAAAACGCGCCCAGUCACAUGGAUAAUAAAAUCUCCGGACGAGCUUUCAAUGAUUUCGUGGCAGCUGAUGAUCAGUCAGGAGAAAAAAGCACUUUCCAGCCAGAGGAAAUCACAACUAUUUUCGAAACACACUCUGCGACAGAAUCCCCGGUGACACCUGUGGAAAAUUUGCCUCGCGCCGGAUCAAUCGAAGAAGAAGACGACGGGAGUAUCUUUUCUUGGCCAAAGGAUUCAAAGAAAAGCCCUCGGAAAUUCGAAGAAAAAUCGGACUCACUUCCAACCACAGUUGAUACGGAACUUCCAGAAAAUUCUGAACCCACAAUUUUUUUCAGCAGUUUCAAAAAUGCUGAUGCCACAAACAAUCCCUCGGAAAUCACCGACGAAACGCCAGUCUUCACAUCUUCCUUCGAACUUGAUGACCCCACCACAUCUGCAUUAUUUGAUGACGAAUUCAACUUGUCUUCUUCUAAAAAGAAAAGCAGAGAUUUUGAAUCUACGACGCUUUCCCCCGAUGUCAUUGGAGUCCAGGACGAAAAAUUGAAGGGACUUCAUGCAACCCGGACAACGAAACCCGGAGAGAUUCCCUCAAUGACCUCAGAUCAAAUCCUGAAAGAGACAGCCAUAACUUCACAUGGAAUGGCAUCUAGUGCCCAGAAGAACACAGAUUCCUUGAAAACCGCUGAUCAAAAAUCAAACAUUGAUCUGAAUAAAAAAGUUAACUCGUCGGGAGUUUCUUCCAAAGCACGCGACAGAACGACAGAGGUUCCAAUUAUUCCGAGUUCAGGUGAGAAACGUGAUGAGGGAUUUAUUAAUAAGGCCCUGAUCAGAGCAAAUGGUGUGGAAUCAACAGAUAACUGGGGACAGCCUGGAGAAGAAUCUGCUGGUGGUGGUGCUGAUGAGCUGAGCGGAUUGGAGGAAUGCGGCUUGACACUGCGAACAUUACCGUCGACGAUAAUUUAUCCGUUUGUCGUCAGGUUUCAAAGCCCCCUCGGUUUUCCUUGCACCGGGGCUUUGAUCCGAAAAGGGGAGAUCAUCACAACUCACAAAUGUUUCUCCAGGACGUCUCAUCGCUCAAGUAUCGAGAAUGACGGCGAUGACAAUGGCGUCAUGCUGUACUUGAGUUUCCCGAGGAACCCGUUGAACCCAGUUGCUUUGCCAGCGAGAAAUAUCGCCCGAAACGAGGGCAACCAACUCGUCACCAUCCGGGUCGAGAUCACGCCAUCCACAGUGGGGCACGAUGACUUGCCUGUAUGCAUGCCCAACAACCACAGGAUGCUUGAGGGCACAGACUACAAGGUCAUCGCAUUGAGUCAAUCAGGAGGCAUGAUGGCCGUCGAUGGUAUCACGAGAUGGCGACGCAACAUCGGCUCGUUUCAGUUCACCACAGAGCCCGAAUUUUUGAUACAACCCAGAGAAGAAACCGGAUGCGGGACUAUCACGGAAGGUUCACCAAUAGUCGAAGAAGGAUCUGAUGGAAGAAUGACUCUGAUCGGGAUCACGAAGGAAAGUUUCCACGGCUGUUUCUAUCCUUCCAUGGCUCGCACAUCUGUGGCAUUCGAACCCACGCUGGACGAUCUCCGACGAUGUCUGCCGGACGAAGAUUAUCGAGGAGAGAAUUCCCUCAGUGGCUCAGAAAGUGGAAAUAAUUUCUCAUGAUUUUUGAGACAUCCUCUUACGAUUCGUGCCAUGGGGCUGCUAUACAGAGAAUUUAAAUGCACCGAGUUUCGGAUAACGGACGGAAUAUUGAAAUGCAAUGCUUGGAUGACUUCAUA
Messenger RNA from Notodromas monacha, 3705 nucleotides. The record is from the annotation of a GenBank genome assembly. NCBI's taxonomy places the organism in Eukaryota, Metazoa, Arthropoda, Ostracoda, Podocopida, Cyprididae.